AUGAACACAAAGGGGCUCGAGGCGAUGGUGCCAAAGAUGAUCGAUGAGGCGACAGCAGCCUCCUGGCCGCGCGAGGCGGGAGAGGCGGAGGAGUACUUUCGCGAGUGGGGCAACGAGGGCGAGGUCGAGAUCCGGAAGGUCUUCUCGGAGCUCAUCAUCAUGACCGCCUCGUCGUGCCUCAUGGGCCCCGAGAUCCGAGAGAACCUCUCCUCCGAGAUCGCGCGCAUCUACCACGCCCUCGACGGCGGCCUCACGCCGCUCUCGACGCUGUGGCCCGCCGCCCCCACCCAGAAGCACAAGGAGCGCGACGAGGCGCGCGCGCCCCAAGCCACUCGGGCGCGCGCCGAGAUGGUUGCAAUCUUCUCCAAGAUCAUUGCCAACCGGCGGAGCGGCGCCGUGCACUCGUCCGGCGUUCGCCAGCCUCGCGCCGUGCAGUCGGACGACUUUCUGCAAAAGAUCAUCGACUUUCGGUACAAGGACGAGGUGGACGGGAGCGGGAAGGUGGUCAAGGAGGGGCGCGGCUUCACCGACUCAGAGUCGAUCUUUAUCAUUCUCAUUUAA
This is a messenger RNA of Emiliania huxleyi CCMP1516, 561 nucleotides long. RefSeq lists its product as hypothetical. Gene Ontology annotation, molecular function: monooxygenase activity; iron ion binding; heme binding. The coding region runs from base 1 to 561 and encodes 186 amino acids. The record is from RefSeq and is a predicted model, not a curated record. Lineage: Eukaryota; Haptophyta; Isochrysidales; Noelaerhabdaceae. The transcript has 5 exons.